Fusarium venenatum is the source of this 708-nucleotide messenger RNA. RefSeq lists its product as uncharacterized. Lineage: Eukaryota; Fungi; Ascomycota; Sordariomycetes; Hypocreales; Nectriaceae. The record is from RefSeq and is a predicted model, not a curated record.
AUGGCAGCCAAAUCACCUGUUGUUCUCAUUCUCGGCUACGGCGCCAAUAUUGGCCAGUCCGUUGCUCGCAAGUUCAGCUCUCAAGGCUACAGAGUUGCAGUCGCAGCGCGCUCUGUCAAAGAAGCAGACAGCACUGAUACCCACCUCAAUAUCCCGAGUGACUUUACCAAGACAAACGAUAUCGUGAACGCCUUUGAUAAGGUCAAGAAGGAAUUUGGCAUUCCCAGCGUGGUUGUAUAUAAUGCUAGCGCAGGAAACUUCAGCCCGGCCAAAGAUCCUUUUGAUAUACCUUUUGAAGACUUCAAUAACAACAUGACCAUCAACAUCCGCAGUCCCUUUAUCGCCGCCCAGCAAGCAGUCGCUGGCUUCGCGCAGCUUCCUGAGUCUGCGUCCCGCACGUUCAUCUACACGGGUAACGUCCUCAAUGUUGCCAUGCUUCCUCAGUUCAUGGCUGCUGGUAUUGGCAAGUCAGGUGCUGCGCAUAUGAUUUGGAAUGCUUCAGCAGCAUACAAAGAUCGCGGUUACAAGUUCUACUACGUUGAUGAGCGCAAGCCCGAGGGUGGACCGAUUUAUCGCGUCAAUGGAGAUGCGCAUUGGGAGAUGUACUGGAACUUGAGCCAGGACAAGGAGCAGGGUGAAUGGUUGCAGACCUUUGUCAAGGGAGUAGGAUACAAGAAGUUUGACACUAUCUACACACCUUUGAACUAG